Molecule: messenger RNA, 906 nt
Organism: Mucor mucedo
Lineage: Eukaryota; Fungi; Mucoromycota; Mucoromycetes; Mucorales; Mucoraceae
Product: RAVE subunit 2/Rogdi
Exons: 10
Coding region: 70-837 (255 amino acids)
Cellular component (GO): RAVE complex
Source: RefSeq, a predicted model, not a curated record
CGCAUAAGGCCUUUUUAAUCUACCCUUUCUUUCUCUCUUUUUAUUUUUUCUGUCGAGAUUAAAAUAACAAUGCACACAACAGAAGAGCACAUUACCGCAGUGAAACAGAGAGAAUGGCUUCUGCAUUCCGUUAUCCCACCAAUGUUGAAAAAACUAUUGUCACAACUGGAGAAAAGUCAAGAUAUCUUGACGAGUCAAACUAAAAUCGAUUCGUUACCUAUUACACAAAAUGAUACUAUCAAAGGGGUUAUUACGUUAACUGGAUCACAUAUCACGAAGGCUGAGCUUCAAAUCAAAUUACCAAAUUAUCAAGAUACGCCCAUAAAAGCUACUAUCGUUAACACGACACCUUAUUUCCUUGAACAAGCACAACAAGCAACAAAUUAUAUAUCACUGGCGAUUAAUGAAAUAAGGACUUUUAUAAGGCCGUCUUAUAAACAAGCUACGAUCGAACUACUGGAAGCCAUGUAUCAAUACGUAGACCGUGCACUUCAUGCAUUUGAUUAUCCGAACGAGGCUUCAUUGUUCCCUUAUAAAGUGUGCCAUCCAAAAUUUUUCAGCCCAUCUCUAAAACAAGAUAUUGCGAUUGAAUUUUGUAUACAUGAUGUUUUUAUUACAUGUAACGUGUAUGCAUUAGAUUAUAACUACAUUAAGCAUGGAAUUAAAGUCGAUAGCCAACAUGCAGUAGUAACAUACAAGGAUAAGCAAGUGAUGAUUUUAGAUGAAGUUAGAACACAAACCCAGUCACCUACUUUGACUGAACUAAAAAGCUUAUUGAAGUUAAUUCUGGAAUGGUGUCAAACUUAUAAGCAGAUGUUACUUCAAAUCGAAGCUUAGCAGAAUUAUCUGUUGGUAUAUUACAUAUUUAACUCCUUAAAUAAAAUAUUUCAUUCCGUCACUUCACAC